AUGGAUAAGUCAUGGAUAACAAAAUCUCGUUUGACUCAAGAUUAUAGAAUUGGAGUCAAGGGGUUUUUAGAUUUUGCCUUUGGGAAAAUCAAGGCAGACAUGUUGAAAUGUCAAUGCCAACGUUGUUGUCUUGCCAAAUUCAAGUCCAGAGUUGAGAUUGAAGGUGAUCUGAUGUGUCAUGGUUUUCUCUGCACGUAUACAAACUGGGAUCUACACGGUGAAGACUUAGAGGACACUCAACAAGCUUUUAGUUUAGAUCAUCAACCAAAUGUCGAUCAGAGUGAUAGCUCGACCUUCAUUGAUAGCUCGACCUUCAAUUUACUAGCUGAUAUUUUCCCAAGUAUGAAGUCAGACCCUCCUAACAUGGAUUCAGACCCUCCUAACAUAGAUCAACAUGUGCAUCUCUAUUUUGGUAAAUGGCUGAAAAGAAGGAUUGAGAAAAAUGAUAAAAGGUUUAUUUAG
Molecule: messenger RNA, 462 nt
Organism: Microthlaspi erraticum
Lineage: Eukaryota; Viridiplantae; Streptophyta; Magnoliopsida; Brassicales; Brassicaceae
Source: the annotation of a GenBank genome assembly